AGCGGCUGGCGGGACGGCGCUGGUCCGGCGGGGCGCGGGCGUGGAGGGUGGAGGGGGGCCAUGCGUGGGUGGCGGCAGCCCACUGAAUGAAUGGAGGGGGGCCAGAGGCUGGCGCCAGCGUGGGCCCUGGGAGCGUGGACCCCCGCCGGGCCUGGCCAGGGGGUGUCCUGGGUUUUGGCGGCGUGGGUGUGGUGGUGUGAGGGCUGCUGGGUGUUGGUGGUUUGGAAGGAUCGGUGUGUUGGGGCUAACGUGUGAGGCCGGCCGGCGGCGGCGGCGGCGGCGGCGGUGGCGGCGGCGGCGGUGGCGACGGCGCGUGCGGGUGAGGGUCGUCGAGCUGCGCGCCGUCCAGCGCGGUUGGUCGGUGCCGAUCGUGUGGCUUGGGACAGUGCAGUGUUGGCCGCCAGCUCGCUCGGCGCGUACCAUGCAGAGCAGUGGCCUGGUCCUCUGGCUCUUGGCUUUGGCGUGCGCGUGUGAUCCGUGCCUCGCUUCCUCCACUGGCCUCCAGCCCUCCCGCCAGACCCUGCUGACCCUGGUGCGGCGGGCCAGGGCCCUAAACUCCCACCCGCCCGCCCCGCACCCACCCCAGAUACCCGCGCUGCCCUCCGAGGCACUCUUAGAGUUCUCCCGCCCCUACCGCCACCAACAUGUGGCCCCAGACCUGCCGCCCGGCCCGCCCUUCCGCCGCCGCCUGGAGCAGGCCAGCCAGCAGGGCCCGCAGCCUGCCGACCCUCAGGACCAGCGGCAGCUCCCCGAGGAUGCGGUGGACGAUGUGGAGGAAGGGCGACGGGCGUGGAGUAAGCGGGGGCUGCCCAGUGAUGCCCCAGUGAACGGCGGAGCGAGCGAGGGGCAGGAGGAGGCGGUGGCCAACGGCCUCCAGCAGGUGGGAGCCUCGAUAGCCUCCAGCUACCUGCGGCACGCACGCUCCAGCCCGCGACCCUACGACGUCCCCCGCAUCGACUGCCCCGCUGCAGAAGACCAGAUGGAGAGGUUCCCAUGCCCCUCGCCAGACCGGAUGGGUCGGUACCGAUGUAUUGACGAUCAUGUGUUGUGUGACGGCUUUAUAGACUGUCCAGAUGGUGAAGAUGAGGACAGACAGCAGUGCAUGUUCUACAAAACGACGAAGGCACACUUGGACGUUCUCGCGGACGCAAUCAUCAGGUGGGCGAGGGGCGGAAAGUGAUGGUAGUGAAGAGGCCGCCGCAGCUCCCCUCCCCCUCCCACCCUCAUCUACCUUUCGCAAUAGAAACCCGCCGACCCUGCCUCCGUCCCGCUCCUUCUGUGAGGGGACCUGGGGCGCUGUCAUCUCAGCCCCGCUAACCAGGCAGCUCCUCGCGCCUCUUACUGGUCAUUAUACUCACUAGUGCUGCAGAGCCAGGAUGUCUCAGUGUGUUUUGUGGAGGACAAUAAGGAGUACCAGUUUAUGGAAGUAAUAAAGGAUAUAGAUGUAUAAUAAAAAAAGGAAAUACUACUACUACUAUUACUAUUAUUACUACUACGUAAUAAAAGAGGAUAAAUGUUGCAAUAAAAAGAGUAAUACUAUACGCCGGAGAGGAGAGAUUUGUCAUCCCUUCCCGCUUGGUUUCACCGUCAGCGCCAGCAGGAGCAGGCCGCCAGGUGCCGCGUGGAGCUCACAGCAUGGGCAGCUCUCCCUCUCGCCGCACACCGCCGCCCACACCAUUGGAGACGCACACCCUCCUUGCCCGCUGGAAUCGUCCGCACCACCACCACCACCACCACCUCCACCUCCACCACCACCACCUCAAGCGGAACCCAACCAAUGCGAUCAGACCUCCACGCCAAGAGAAGACUUCCUCCGCGACCACUUGCUGACCUCUUGACCCCGACCUGAGCCACGGGGUUCACUAGGUCCAACACGGUGUUCCCGGACGGUCAACAACCCGCGAGGUCCCGCUGAGUGAGAAAAAUCUGUCUGGGCCACCGCGGCCUGAGGACUCCCCAACACCCGGCCCCCAGGCAGCUCACCACCACCACCACCAUCACCACCACCACCACCACCACUACCACCACCACUACCUGCCCCGCCCUGGAGGAAGGCGGCCCCAGGGACGACAAGAGGACGAGGACGACUUAAGGACCGCUGACUCGGCCGCACCCAGCCGGCGUCUCCCUCAAGGUGGCAGGCCAAAGACCUGAGACCGCAGACACAGACGCAGACCGCCCCUUCACAAGCUGAGGUCAGGUCGGCGACAGGUGUGCUGGGGGUCACCUGUGCCUCCCUCCCACACCUGCCCCCCUCAGCCUGGCCCUGGUGUUUGUUUGUUUGUUUGUUUGUUGGUGUGGUCGCCGCCGCGCCGCCAGCCCAGCGCCGCCUGUCUUCGUGUCCUCACCGCCACCAAGCAAGAAGGCCGAGUUUACCUGCGUUUUUCUUUGGAGAUUUUAUUUUUCUGAGAGAGAAUACUUCUGUGUUUGUUAGACGCUUGUUUCAGAGGUUUAUUAUGACCGUGGAGGAGGAAGAUGUUUAUAUAGAUUAGCCUCUCAUGUCAUUGACGAUGAUGAUGAUGAUUGUUGUUUUUGUUCUUUGAAGAAGAGUUUACAUUAACCUGUUAUGCAUUACGCCGUUAAGGACUCACCUCCAUCAUUAGGUUCCACACUAAAACAAAAAAAGAUAAAAAAACUUUCCUCAAUGCCUUUGUAUGUAGAGAUUAAAAUGUAAAAAAAAAAAAAAUAUGUUGAGAUUGAAAAGUUUAGUGUGCAAUAUUGAAGAAAAUAAAAAUGCAUAAUAUCACUAAAAA
Messenger RNA from Scylla paramamosain (green mud crab), 2753 nucleotides. RefSeq lists its product as uncharacterized. Gene Ontology annotation, biological process: positive regulation of MAPK cascade. Gene Ontology annotation, molecular function: protein binding; transmembrane receptor protein tyrosine kinase activator activity. Bases 422 to 1180 code for a protein of 252 amino acids. NCBI's taxonomy places the organism in Eukaryota, Metazoa, Arthropoda, Malacostraca, Decapoda, Portunidae. The record is from RefSeq and is a predicted model, not a curated record. The transcript has 3 exons. Gene Ontology annotation, cellular component: terminal bouton.